GGUCGGGCCGGGCGCGCUCCCGUGCAGCCGGCUCCGGCCCCGACUGCCCCAUGCACUCCCGGCCCCGGCGCAGGCGCAGGCGCGGGCACACGCGCCGCCGCCCGCCGGUCCUUCCCUUCGGCGGAGGUGGGGGAAGGAGGAGUCAUCCCGUUUAACCCUGGGCUCCCCGAACUCUCCUUAAUUUGCUAAAUUUGCAGCUUGCUAAUUCCUCCUCCUUUCUCCUUCCUUCCUUCUUCUGGCUCACUCCCUGCCCCGAUACCAAAGUCUGGUUUAUAUUCAGUGCAAAUUGGAGCAAACCCUACCCUUCACCUCUCUCCCGCCACCCCCCAUCCUUCUGCACUGCUUUCCAUCGAACUCUGCAAAUUUUGCAAUAGGGGGAGGGAUUUUUAAAAUUGCAUUUGCAAAGUUCGGUGUCUGGGCUGGCGAGUGGGGGAGGGAGGGAAUGGGGAGUAGGCCCCGCCCCUACCGUCCUUUGCAAAUAAAAAUCUAGCGGGGCGGUGGGGGGAGGAGCAGGAAGUGGCGGUGCGAGGGCUGCUGCACAGCGAGCAGAGCCGCGGUCCGGACGGCAGCGCGUGCCCCGAGCUCUCCGCCUCCCCCCGCCCGCCAGCCGAGGCAGCUCGAGCCCAGUCCGCGGCCCCAGCAGCAGCGCCGAGAGCAGCCCCAGUAGCAGCGCCAUGGCCGGGUGGAACGCCUACAUCGACAACCUCAUGGCGGACGGGACCUGUCAGGACGCGGCCAUCGUGGGCUACAAGGACUCGCCCUCCGUCUGGGCCGCCGUCCCCGGGAAAACCUUCGUCAACAUCACGCCAGCUGAGGUGGGUGUCCUGGUUGGCAAAGACCGGUCAAGUUUUUACGUGAAUGGGCUGACACUUGGGGGCCAGAAAUGUUCGGUGAUCCGGGACUCACUGCUGCAGGAUGGGGAAUUUAGCAUGGAUCUUCGUACCAAGAGCACCGGUGGGGCCCCCACCUUCAAUGUCACUGUCACCAAGACUGACAAGACGCUAGUCCUGCUGAUGGGCAAAGAAGGUGUCCACGGUGGUUUGAUCAACAAGAAAUGUUAUGAAAUGGCCUCCCACCUUCGGCGUUCCCAGUACUGACCUCGUCUGUCCCUUCCCCUUCACCGCUCCCCACAGCUUUGCACCCCUUUCCUCCCCAUACACACAUACACCAUUUUAUUUUUUGGGCCAUUACCCCAUACCCCUUAUUGCUGCCAAAACCACAUGGGCUGGGGGCCAGGGCUGGAUGGACAGACACCUCCCCCUACCCAUACCCCUCCUGUGUGUGGUUGGAAAACUUUUGUUUUUUGGGGUUUUUUUUUCUGAAUAAAAAAGAUUCUACUAACAA
Molecule: messenger RNA, 1344 nt
Organism: Gorilla gorilla gorilla (western lowland gorilla)
Lineage: Eukaryota; Metazoa; Chordata; Mammalia; Primates; Hominidae
Gene: PFN1
Product: profilin 1
Exons: 3
Coding region: 675-1097 (140 amino acids)
Biological process (GO): actin cytoskeleton organization; regulation of actin filament polymerization; positive regulation of actin filament bundle assembly
Cellular component (GO): cytoplasm
Molecular function (GO): actin binding
Source: RefSeq, a predicted model, not a curated record